Symbiodinium sp. CCMP2456 is the source of this 3317-nucleotide messenger RNA. The record is from the annotation of a GenBank genome assembly. Lineage: Eukaryota; Dinophyceae; Suessiales; Symbiodiniaceae.
GCCAUAGCGGUGCUCAUAGUGCUUCCAAUGACGUGGAGGCCCAUCGUUGUAAACGCCGAUAUUGAUGCCUUCCGGCGUGCCGAUGCGCCAGCAGCGAGAGGGCAGCUGGCGUAUUUGGAUUCCUUGAGGUUUAUGCGAGCUGUGAGAAACGAGUCCGCCCUUAGCCAGCGAACUAUGCUGAAAGUGGAAAUACUCUACGAGGCAAAGGAUGGAUCUGUUUUCUCCGAGUCAGUUCUGCGAGACAUCCGUGCAUUUGAACAGUCACUCCGAAGUCUCGCAGGGUGGGCGGCUUUGUGCAACAUGUCCGAGCCGGCUCUGCAGUUCCACUGCAACCCUGGAGACUCCAUGGGCAACUACGUUUGGCCAAGGCGCCUAGAUGAUUUCCUCAAUGCACAAGGCUUCUUCAGGCUCGCCUUUGAUGGCAGUGCUUUAGAACGCCUGCCAAUGGACGCUGUCAUCGCGUACUUGAGUGAAGGCCUGGCUGCACCACAUGACUUGAGAAUGUUCUUACCGAUGACCUUCGCGGAGCCCUCCAGCGGCUCCAAGAUGCUGCGCUCUGUUUUCGGCUUCGCCGCCCCGGACCUGAAUGACACUCUCUUUCGUGAAGCUUUCCAGGACUUCGUGCAGAAUGAGCUGUACCCCUCCUUGCUGCAGGCCGUGAUCGACACACGGAAGCCGUUGGAUCCUUCUAGCUGGGAUCAGCCACCAGCAAUCCGGAUCUAUUUCCGCGGGGAUAUGCUCGAUGAGCACGAGCUGCUUGAAGCCCUUUACAGUGACAUGUUGUUGGCGAUUGGCCCGCUUUUCAUCAGCCUUGUAGUGGCCUGGGUGAAGCUUCGCAGUGCUUUGUUGGCUUUCGUUGGUACUACGUUCUUGUGCCUCGCGGCUUUGCUUGCCUACAUCAUCCUGCCGGUCCAGGAGGUAAGCCCUGCCAGCUUGUUGGGCGUGUUUCUGCUCUUUGGCCUGGGCUUCUCCAGCAUCUUCCGGAUGCAAGAGGUGUGGCGACGUUCUCGCAACGAGGCCGAGGAACACUCCCAGCGCCUUCUGUACGUGCACCGGGCUGCGCUUCGAGAGAUGCUGCCAGUGGCGGGAUCGGCUUUUUGCUACAUCCUCCUCCGGGACUCCAAGCUCGUGCCACUGCGGGAGUUCGGGGUUUUCAUUGGAACAUCUAUUUUCUUGGCCUGCGCGUUCGCCCUCCUCUGCUUCGUACCAUUCCUGCUUAUGCACGAGCGCACCUUUCGACCCUGGAUUCGGCGAAAGUGCCCGAAAAAGUUGGUUGGAGUGCUCGAGCCUGCCGAGCUGAAGCCAGACUGGAGUGAUGUGGCCGAGAAGGUCAUGCUUGCAGUCAAUCGGCCGAAGCCCGUACUUGCAGGUGCUGGUCUCGCUGUUGCCGUGGCUCUGAUUGUCGCCGUGGCUGUGACGGCCUCCCAGCCACACCCAGCUUUGCCGGAGGUUUUCCCGCCGGAGCACCACCGCGAGGCCGGCAGGCCAAUGAUGCAGAGCUUUGCGCCCUCCUCACUGGCAGAGGAAGAAGCCCCACUCACCAUCCGAAUGUGCGAGCCCGGCCGCGGAUUGGAUUCGUGUGUGCUGCAUUGGUGUGACCUGGAGAACACGCCGAGCAACAAUCUGACCUCCUGGCCAGCAUCUCAAGCCGCCACUUGUAGGUGCUACUCACAGCCCCAGACCGCGGCCUCGUGCACGAACAUCAGCCUUUCGCUCGUUGUGAGUGGGCCUCGUCCGGCGUCCUUAACGCAGGAUGUGUUGCAUGCGCAGGCGCUGAGCUUCGUUUCGGCGGAGUAUGCAGAUGCCAACUCCGUAGAGAUCACCUCCGCUACCAGCCGCCGGUUGCAGUCCGUGGUUUUGGAGGACUGGCCGUCGGGGACGACGCAGGUGGAUCCCCUGACGCAGCUUCCUCCCAUAAACCUGGGUUUUGCCACGGCCAGGAGGUCAAGCAGCUCCUGUGAAGACUCGAUCUACUGCUACUGCAGUCCAAAAUCCUGUACGACACCGUCAGGAUACAGAAGAACUGUCAAUGACCUAACGUUGCCGGCGCCGCCAGACAGCGCAGACAGCACGCUCCAGCCACAGGGUCGGCCGAGUUUGGAGGUCAUCGUCCUUUUCGGCAUCUCGCAGCGGGAGGACAGAUCGACACUGAGUGGCACAUUCACGGCGGGGUUCGACUCGGACUUUGAUCCUGCCAGCCCCUGGUCACAGCGAGCCAUGCUACGCGUUUGCAACGAACUGCCAUCGGAGCUGAACAUUCUCAGCUCCAACUGCUGGAUUCAAGACUUCCGUAACUGGCUCAUAGGUCGCGGACAGAAGUUUCCCGUCGAUCGUUUUUUGGACUUCCACCAAACUCUCAAGGAGUUCUUGGUGGGUCAUCCUUCUGCUGCAUCAGCGAUGUGGCUGAACGAGGCAAACAACCUCACCGCGACGAUGUUCACUUUUCAGGUCAUCCCGACAGAUGGAGCCGACGCCACCCUGGCGAUGAGAGACCUGUGGCUCAACUACAUCGACGGCCUGAACAGCGAAGCAACAUCCACUGCAGCGGGCGCUUGGGUCACGUGCCAGGCUUGGGUGGACAUGGAAGCCUUAAAGGAGGCCCUCGACAGUUCCUGGCAGGUCCUGAUCAACGUCAGCUUGGUCGUGGCAGGGGUGGGUAUCUUGUGCACCCUCGAUUUGGAGCUGGUGCUCGGCCUGCUGGUGGUAGCCUUCGGGGUGUGCGCCUUCAUCGUCUUCUUUUUCUUUGCCCUGUGUGGGUGGUCCUUCGGCCCGUGGGAGCUCACGAUCAUGACCGUGUUUCUUUCCUACUCGGUGGAGCCCGCCUUCCAAAUGGGCUACGACUUCGUGAUGCCAGGGAUGCCCCAAGGAUUACAGCCUGAGAACAAUGUGCAGCCGGCGGAAGGCAUGAGAGCAAUUGCGGCAGGUGGCGACUUGGCCUUGGCCGGGAGCGCACACCCGGAACCUCCAGGAACGGGCGCGGAGGCUGGCCCGAGCGCAGACGGCCUUUCUAAGGCGAGCGACCUCCAUCCCAAGGAGGACGAGUUACCAGAGGCAGCCGUCAAACGGUCCGUUCACGCCGUCGCCAAGAACUUGAUUUCCAAUUCUAUCAAGCUGAUGUUGUGUGGAAUCAUGCUGGCACCAUGCCAGCUGCGCAUCUUUUCCCGAUUGGGAGCGAUUUCAAUCCUUCUUCCAGUGCUUUGUCUUCCGUCUGUACUUGUCGUGUACCCUGCGCUCAUCAUCGCUUCCGGGCGUACGCGACGCGAGCCCGACCUCGUUCUCAUGGGCAAGGUGUUCUUGGACAAGGCAUCUUGGUUGUG